This is a messenger RNA of Paramecium sonneborni, 1592 nucleotides long. The record is from the annotation of a GenBank genome assembly. Lineage: Eukaryota; Ciliophora; Oligohymenophorea; Peniculida; Parameciidae.
AAAUUGAUGUACAUCUAUAUUGGAAUUGCAUUUUUGCUCAUUUUAUUAUAUUCCUUAGUGAUUAAACCCUUUAUCUAGCUACUACUAAUCAAAAUUAAAUUCGGAAACUAAGCCAAAAUGAUUUUCUUUCCAAUUUUUGGAGAUAUUGUAGAAAUAGAAGGAUCGUACAAAAAAUAUAAUGAUCAUUACGCAUCAAUUAAAAAAUAUUUUAAAGAGAAUAAAGAUUUAAAAUUUCUACUCUUAAAUAUAUUCAAUAUUCCAUUCAUUUUUAUUGGAGAUCCUGAAAUGAUAAAAUAAAUCCAUACAAAUCAUGAUAGUUUCCGAAAAAUAGAUUUUUUAAAUAACAAGUACUACUUAUUGAAAUAUCAAGUUCACGUCUAAUGGGAUAAGGAUUAUUAUUUUAAUAUGGUUAACAGUGGAAAAAUUAAAGAAAAUUAUUAGGAAGACCAUUUGAUUUUGAUAAAUUAAAAGCACGAAUUCCAAUGAUGAAUUAAGUAGUUAAAUUGAAAUUGGCUAAUAAUAAUUAUUAAAAUCCUUUAGAUUUAACAAGAUCUAUAGCAGGAGAAGUUGUAAUUUAAACCUUUUUUGGUAAGGAGGCAGAAAAUGCACAACUUAAUGGAAGGGAAGCUUAAUCUGAAAUUGUCGAAUUGUUCAAUGAUAUAACAGAAGCCAUUUAUGGAUCUUUUUAUGGUUUUCUUAAAUGGAUGAUUAUAGGUGAAAAAUAAUGGAAAAUAUUACCGAAUAAAAAAGAAAGAAACAUAAAUAGGAGAAUUGAAGAACUUAAUAUUUUUGCAAGAAAUGUAAUUGAUAAUAGGAUUACUAAAAUUUAAAAGGAAGGUUUUAAAAAAAAUCAAGAGGAUUUCGAUUUUUUGGAUAUUCAUUUGUAAGAAUUAUUAGAUGAAAAAAAUACUACUGGAAUUACUAAAGAAGAAAUAAUAUCUUAAUUUAUAACUUUAUUUUUCGCUGGGACAGAUACUACUUCUAGUGUUGCUGCAAUGUGUUUAUUUUAUUUAGCUUAAUAUCCAGAAAUUCAUUAGGAAUUACUUAAAGAAAUUUAAACAGUAAUUGGAGAUGGUGAUGUUCUUGAUAUUCAUCUUAAUAAAUUAUAAGAAUUAAAUUCAUUUAUUUUGGAAGUUUUAAGAGUUAGAAAUCCAGCUAGUGGUCCCUUAGUUAGAGUUGCUAAUUAAGAUAUGCUGAUAAAAGAUUUACAUAUUAAAAAAGGAUGGAUUCUCAUGCCAGCUAAUUUUGUUUAAUAAUAAAACGAUAAAUACUUUUAAAAUUAUGAAGAUUUUGAUCAUAAAAGAUUUCUAAAAACUUAAGUAGUAAAAAAUGAUAAUGGUUAUGUUAAUAUUCCAUUUUCUGCAGGACCUAGAAAUUGUAUUGGACAAGUAAUUUCAUAAUCAUAAAAUUUUAGCAUAUGGCUAUGAUGGAAAUAAAAGUCAUAUUAUGUCAUAUUAUAAGGAAUUUUAAGGUUACUCCAGUACCUGAGAAAAUGAAGAAUUUGAAAUGGAAGGCUAAAUUUUUAUAUUUCCAUGAACCUUUAGAUUGCAUCCAAUUAAUCAGAAAUUGAAAUUGGAAAAAAUGAUUAAGCA